Molecule: messenger RNA, 3619 nt
Organism: Trachemys scripta elegans
Lineage: Eukaryota; Metazoa; Chordata; Testudines; Emydidae
Product: serine/threonine-protein phosphatase 5
Exons: 13
Coding region: 36-1535 (499 amino acids)
Cellular component (GO): nucleus; cytosol
Molecular function (GO): protein binding; protein serine/threonine phosphatase activity
Source: RefSeq, a predicted model, not a curated record
GCGCGCGGUUGCCAGGGUCGCUUUACGGCCCGGCGAUGGCGGAGGGAGAGCGGGCGGAGCAGAACGGCGGCCUCGGGCGGCCCCCCCGGGAGGGGGAGGCGGGGGCGCUGGAGCGGGCGGAGGCCCUCAAGAGCCAGGCCAACGAGUACUUCAAAGGCAAGGACUACGAGAACGCUGUGAAGUAUUACAGCGAGGCCAUCGACCUGAACCCCUCCAAUGCCAUCUACUACGGCAACCGCAGCCUGGCCUACCUGCGGACAGAGUGCUAUGGCUACGCGCUCUCCGACGCCACCAAGGCCAUCGAGCUGGACAAGAAGUACAUCAAAGGCUACUAUCGGCGGGCGACCAGCAACAUGGCCCUGGGCAAGUUCAAGGCCGCCCUGCGUGACUAUGAGACGGUGGUGAAGGUGAAGCCAAACGACAAAGACGCCAAGAUGAAGUAUCAGGAGUGCAACAAGAUCGUGAAGCAGAAGGCAUUUGAGCGCGCCAUUGCCAGUGACGAGCACAAGCGCUCUGUGGUCGACUCCCUGGACAUAGAGAGCAUGACCAUCGAGGACGAGUACAGUGGCCCCAAACUGGACAACGGGAAGGUGACGCUAGCGUUCAUGAAGGAGUUAAUGCAGUGGUACAAGGAUCAAAAGAAACUCCACAGAAAAUGUGCCUAUCAGAUCUUGGUGCAGGUGAAGGAGGUGCUUGUCAAACUUCCCACACUAGUAGAAACCACGUUAAAAGAGACAGAGAAGGUCACCGUGUGUGGAGACACCCACGGGCAGUAUUACGACUUGCUGAAUAUAUUUGAACUGAAUGGGCUGCCGUCUGAAACGAACCCAUAUAUAUUCAAUGGGGAUUUCGUUGACCGCGGCUCCUUCUCCGUGGAAGUGAUAUUAACGCUGUUCGGUUUUAAGCUGCUGUAUCCGGAUCAUUUCCACUUACUCCGUGGGAAUCACGAGACGGACAACAUGAACCAGAUCUACGGGUUUGAGGGGGAGGUGAAAGCCAAAUACACAGCCCAGAUGUUUGCGCUUUUCAGCGAGGUCUUUGAGUGGCUGCCCCUGGCGCAAUGCAUCAAUGGCAAAGUGUUGAUAAUGCACGGCGGGCUCUUCAGCGAAGAUGGGGUCACAUUGGACGACAUCCGGAAGAUCGAGAGGAAUCGUCAGCCGCCGGAUUCAGGUCCCAUGUGCGACUUGCUCUGGUCCGACCCGCAGCCUCAGAACGGCCGGUCGGUCAGCAAGCGCGGCGUGAGCUGUCAGUUUGGGCCCGACGUCACCAAAAGCUUCCUGGAGCGGAACCAGCUCGAUUACAUCAUCCGGAGCCACGAGGUCAAGCCCGAGGGCUACGAGGUGACGCACGAGGGCAAGUGCAUCACCGUCUUCUCGGCACCCAACUACUGCGACCAGAUGGGGAAUAAAGGUUCAUACAUCCACCUGCGGGGGUCGGACCUGCGCCCCGAAUUCCACCAGUUCACAGCCGUGCCUCACCCGAACGUCAAACCGAUGGCCUACGCCAACACUCUCCUCCAGCUGGGGAUGAUGUAACCUCCCCGGUCACCACCGCCCCCGCCUGGAGGCCCCCCAUGCUAGGCAGAGACGGCCCCUCGGCCUUUUUACUUUCUUCUGCCAUCAGCCCAGGCUGUCCAGGCGCCGGAGCGUCCAUCACGAGGGCGGGGAGGGGGGUUGCCGUGGUUCUCUUCCCCCCACGCCGAGCCCAUUUGUAGUGUUGCCGUGAGCUGGCGCCGCACAGCCGAGAGGCAGGAGUAUUUUUUUUUUUUAAUAUAUUGGAAAGAUUGUAUUUAUUCCCAGGGCUCGCUCAGACUCCGGCCUGGAGCAGAGAGGCCGCUGGACCUAAGCCGGCUCUGUCUGCGGCCCGAUCUCUCCCGGCAGACGGUAUUGGCUUGCAGGGUGGAGCACGGAGGCCUCCCCUCCCUUCCCCAAGUGCUCUGGCUUUGAGGCGUGUCUCUGACGGGUGGUCUUUGGGCUUGGGGGUUUCAGGAGAGGCGAGGGGGCUAGGUGGGGUCAGAGGUUAGGAUCAGGGGACGAGCAGCAGCAAGGUGUCGGCGUGGGGGGGGUCCCAUCCAUAGUCAUCCUCUCCCUCUGCAUCAGAAACCCAGGGGGGACAGGCAGGGCUCUGCUUUCACCAGCUUCGGAGGCACUCACUGGCUCCGCUCGGGGGGGGGGAGGGGGGGGGGAGAGCUCGGCCCAGUAGGGAUCAAAGAUCACAUCCUUGGAGGACAUCCACAUGCUCGGUGGAUCUGGGCCCGGGAUCCCCUGGCUAUCAGUCUCACAGGACCUCUCAUACUGAUAUCUGGGGCCGGAACCCCUGGCUGCUGGGAUCUGAGUCCCAGGACCCUCAGCUGCCAGUCUGACAAGAGCUCUCUAAUACCGAGACCUGGGCCCCGGGACCCCUGGUUGCUGGGAUCUGGGCCCCGGGACCCCCAGCUGCCAGUCUGACAAGAGCUCUCUAGUACUGAGACCUGGGCUCCAGGACCCCUGGUUGCUGUGAUCUGGGUCCCAGGACCCCUGGCUGCCGGGAUGAGUCCCAGGACCCCCAGCUGCCAGUCUGACGAGGUCUCUAAUACCAAGACCUGAGCCCCGGGACCUCUGGCUGCUGGGACCUGGGCCCCGGGACCCCUGGCUGCCAGUCUUUCAGGAGCUCUCAAAUACCGGGGUCUGGGUCCCAGGACCCCCAGCUGCUGGGAUUUGGAUCCAGGACCCCCAGCUGCUGGGGUCUUGGUCCCAGGACCACCAGCUGCCAGUCUCACAGGAGCGCUCUCACCCCAGAGUGCCCCUCUUCUAGGUCCCGUGUGAGCUCUCUGAUCCGAGGCGUGUAGCUCCCUGCUCCAGAGGACAGAGGCAGCAUACGCCCCUCCCUCCCCGUGAGACAUUCCUCCCCAGGCGUCUGCCUCCAGCCCGCCACAACAAAGAAGUAAGGUUAAGACUGUCAGUUUGUUAAGGAAAAGCCGGGGACGGGUCACAAGCAAUAAACAAAAAUUCUCAGAAGCCUGUGACCCGUCCCUGGCUUUCGCUCAACAGAGCUGUGACAAAAUGCGGCUGACUGGUGGGAUGAGAGCCCGAGCCCUGCUGCAGGGGAGGUAAGGGCGGGAGGUUUGUGGCAGGCUGCCCCCCCCCCACCAUGGUGGCUCAGAGCUCCAGGGGGCCCCCUGCUGGCUGACAGCUGAAGUCCCACCGCCCAAGGGCUGAAGCAGAAAAUGUCACGGAGGUCUCAGGAAGUCCUGGAACCCGUGACCUAAUCUUAGCCUUACAAAUAAGCAAUAGGUGUGUGGGUGUUGGGCUGGCAGAGGCCCAGCCUCCAACUCAAGCUGGGAGUGUGUGGGUGUGUGUGUGUAGCAGGGGCAAUGGGGGCAGCAGACUGGAUUUCUCGGGGUGCUUUACCUCACUUGCCCACCCCCACCUUUGCCCCCUUCUCUCAGCCUGGGGAGCGUUGGGCACCUCCUCGAGGAAGAGCGACCGGCCUAUUGUGCCACAUGCAGAUGCGUCCAAAGCACUUGGGUGUCGCCGUGCGCACCACCGGAUCCAGGAGCCCGCCCCCCACCGCCACCUCUCGAGCUGUUUUACUGUCUGUAAUUAAAGAUGUUAAAAUAAAGUAAUUAUUAUAAGCCUUG